AUGGAUAUAGAUCUGUUGCUCUUACUAUGCGUCCUAUUCGUCGUCGUAGUCUACAUUGAAGCGGAAGCUAGUAAUGAAGAGGAUGACGCAGAGACUUAUGAACGUGACGCGUCUCCAUACUAUAAGAGGAUCACCAGAGCAUCUCCAUAUUACCAUUACAGACGUGAUAUAAAUUCCUGUUGUUACAUAAAAGAUCUAGGCUUUUACCAUUGCGAAAGAGAUGCCUCAUCUUAUAAAU
Messenger RNA from Acaulospora morrowiae, 238 nucleotides. The record is from the annotation of a GenBank genome assembly. NCBI's taxonomy places the organism in Eukaryota, Fungi, Glomeromycota, Glomeromycetes, Diversisporales, Acaulosporaceae.